UUCAUCAGAUUAAUAAAAUAUCUCACUCUCUCUCCUCUUUUUUCUUCUCCAAUUUCAUAACUUUUUCCCCCUUUUCAUUUUUUCACAAUUAUAAAACCCUAACUAUUAUCAGCUAACUCUGUUUUUACCUUUAUUCUCUUUUGUUGCUGACUUUUCUCUUUCUCUCUCCUCUAAAAUUUUCCCCCAUUAUUAUUUUCUUUUCAGUCAAAUGAUUUGAUCCAGCUUUCAUAACUUAACGCUGUCUUCUUCAUCCUAUCUGUUCAGAUCAUCAUUUUUCCCCCUUUUUUAAACGAUAAUUAAUUUUGGGUAUGCGAUUUUUUUGAAGAUUAUAUCUUUUUUUUUUUUUUUUUGAAUAAUUGAGAUGGGUGGUAAAUUUGAGGUAUCAGAUGAAAUAUUGGGUACUUUUGCACCGAUAGUUGUGUAUUGGGUAUAUUCUGGGAUUUAUAUGUUGUUGGGUAGUUUUGAUAAUUAUCGUUUGCAUUCGAGAAAAGAUGAAGAUGAGAAGAAUUUGGUCUCCAAAUUUACUGUUGUUAAGGGUGUUCUUCUUCAACAAAUUGUUCAAGCAGUUGUUGCUAUCAUUCUUUUUGCGCUGACAGGAAGUUCAAAUGAAGCUGCAAGUGAGCAGAAAGAACAUGUGGUUGUUCUGUUUUAUCUCGGAUGUCAAUUUGGAACUGCCAUGUUCGUCUUGGAUACGUGGCAAUAUUUCAUGCACCGAUACAUGCAUAAUAAUAAAUUCUUGUACCGCCAUAUUCAUUCCCAGCAUCACCGGCUUGUUGUCCCAUAUGCUUAUGGGGCUCUUUACAACCAUCCUUUAGAGGGACUUAUCCUCGACACAGUUGGUGGAGCCUUGUCAUUUCUCAUCUCUGGGAUGUCACCACGGACCUCCAUUUUCUUCUUUUCCUUUGCAACUAUCAAAACAGUGGAUGAUCACUGCGGCCUUUGGCUACCCGGUAACCCCUUCCACAGAUUCUUCCGAAAUAAUACUGCAUAUCAUGAUGUGCACCACCAGCUUUAUGGCAGCAAAUACAACUUCUCGCAGCCAUUUUUUGUUAUGUGGGACAAAUUCUUUGGGACUUACAUGCCUUAUUCAUUAGAGCAUAGAGAAGGUGGUGGAUUUGAGGCAAGACCUACGAAGGAGUGCAAGGAUGACUGAUAAUAGACCGCUGUAUGUGAUACAUGUACCACUAUUCGCUAGUUCUCUAAUUUAUUUUGCACUACCUUCGGAAUGGGUUCCUUUCCCCCUUUUUUUUCUUUUCUUAUCUUCUAAAUUUAUUUUCUAUGUACAUGCUGGUUUGUGUAAUCCCAUAUUAAUUUGUGUCUAUAUGAAGUGUUUUUGACGCAUUGAGCAGAAUUUAACGGUGUAGAGUUGCGAAUUUCAGCAUUACCUUUACCGGGAUGGCCGCUCUGGCUUUGUGUUUUAUGGCAUUUCCUUGGUUUGGACGAAUGUAUUAGUUAGUUAAGUCUUUUUUUUAGCUAUUAAGGUUCAUCCAGUUUCAGAAUUCUAAAUGUUCAUUUUGUGACUGGAUACUGUGGAAGAUAUUAGUUUCAAGGAAGGAAUGUAAUCUCUCAACUGUAUAUCAGGUAAUGGUUUGUGUUCCCUUGCU
This is a messenger RNA of Beta vulgaris subsp. vulgaris (sugar beet), 1604 nucleotides long. RefSeq names its product sphinganine C4-monooxygenase 1. The record is from RefSeq and is a predicted model, not a curated record. Lineage: Eukaryota; Viridiplantae; Streptophyta; Magnoliopsida; Caryophyllales; Amaranthaceae. The transcript has 2 exons. Gene Ontology annotation, biological process: lipid biosynthetic process. Gene Ontology annotation, molecular function: iron ion binding; oxidoreductase activity. The coding region runs from base 362 to 1153 and encodes 263 amino acids.